Adineta ricciae is the source of this 5961-nucleotide messenger RNA. Lineage: Eukaryota; Metazoa; Rotifera; Eurotatoria; Adinetida; Adinetidae. The record is from the annotation of a GenBank genome assembly.
AUGACUACACACUACCGGUGUUUGUUUUGUGGAGCUUCUACAACAACAAACUGUUAUUGUUCAUCAUGUCGUCAGAUGGAUCGAUGUGCCAUGUUCGACGCUCUUUUGAAGCUGCUUGGCAAUGCGACAAAAACGAACAGCUAUUAUGAUCAAAUCAAGAAUAUUUCUCAAGAAAUUGAGACUCUUGAUUGGCUUCUCACACCACUUCAAUUCAGUCCCGUUACGUGUUUUGAUCCAAAUAUUCACAGAAUUGAUCAAUGUGCGAAGGAAUAUCUUGAAAAUGGUUGUACGGACAUUCAAGGUAUGGUACCUGUCGCGGUUCCAGGAGACGGCAACUGUCUCUACCAUUCUAUCAUAUGUUUAAAUGGAACGAAAAAGCUACCCGUUAGCGAACUGAGAGUUCGGACUAUAAUUGAACUUGUAAAAAAUGAUAUUUUUUACCAUAAUCAGUUUUCGCAUAUUAUUGGACCGCUGAAUGAAGCUGUCAAAAGUAUUGCCCGUAAUUAUUCAUACUCAGAACUCUAUGAAAUUGUUGGACUGAGUAAUGUCCUAAAAUGCAAUAUUCGAAGCGUAUAUCCUAAAAUUCAAUACCGUUCCGAAUUGAAUAUUUUCAAUAGUAUAUUCCAAUGUAAUAAACACGAAUCUACAUCGAAUAUAAUCACUCUACUUUGGUCUAACACUCAAAGUGAAAUUUAUGCACGAAGCUGCAAUGCUGGCACCUGGACCCCAAACCAUUUCGUACCACUUUUAGCUGCACAAGACGACACUAUGCUCCAAAAUACUUAUCUAUCAGUAGAUCUCACCUCGAAGACCACACCAACGAAAUCAACAACAAAGAAUGCCGUAUCGACUCCAGUGCGUGUUCCACAUUUUGUUGACCUAGAUCACGAAAUGGAUGCAUCACCAAAAUCUUCAACAUGCUCUGCUGAUUCAAACAGCACAGCAAGCCGUAAGAUUAAACGAAAAGAGAAGUAUAUGAAGGGUAACGAACGUACCGAAGUUCAGACGGCCGAAAAUAAACAAAUAUCUGCUCGAGAAAAAAGUGCCGCCCGAAGAGCUGCAUUAUCACCUACACAGAUAGAACGGCAACGUACUCUUGAUCGUGAGAGAAAAGCAGCUAGUCGAGUUGCUAUGACAUCCGAAGAAAUCGAAUGUCAACGAAUAACUGCUCGCGAAAGAAGUGCAGCUAGAAGAGCCGCUUUAACACCUGAAGAAAUUGAACGUCAACGAGAACUUGCUCGCGAAAGAAGCAUAGCUAGAAAAGCUGCGUUAUCGCCUACGCAGAUGGAACGGCAACGUACUCUUGAUCGUGAGAGAAAAGCAGUUAGUCGAGUUGCUAUGACAUCCGAAGAAAUCGAACGUCGACGAAUAACUGCUCGCGAAAGAAGUGCAGCUAGAAGAGCCGCUUUAACACCUGAUGAAGUCGAACGUCAACGAGAACUUGCUCGCGAAAGAAGCAUAGCUAGAAAGGCUGCGUUAUCGCCUACGCAGAUGAAACGACAACUCACUUUUGACCGUGAGAGGAAAGCAACCAGUCGAGCUGCCUUGACACCGGAUCAAGCUGCAAGAGAACGAGUGAUUGCACAAGAAAGAAGUGAAACAAGAAGAUCCGCUCUAUCAUCAGAAGACAACGAACGACAACGAAUACUUGCUCGAGAUAGAAGUAUGGCUAAACGUGCUGUUGCAUCACCAGCAGAAUCCGAAGCACAACGUGUAUUAGCUCGUGAAAGAAGCUCCACUAGACGAGCGAUGAUCGCAUCGCAAAGUACCGAACAAUUGGAAGCAUCUGGUCAGAAGCAAAAUCGUUCACAGGAGAAUAUUAAUCUGAAAACAGCUGCGGCACAUAGAAAAACAGAUAGCGUUGAAGUGGACUGGCCAAAACCUGUGGAUUUAGAGUGCAAGAAAAGCUGUUUAAAAAACUUCAUUCAAUCGAUGUCAAUGAAGGCUCUAGAGGAGGGCGUCUGCAGUAUAUGUAAUAUACGUUGCUACAAGCGGGAUCUUCGAUGUGUCCCUUAUAAUAAAAUCCCAUCAAUUGAAUUGCUCAAAGCACAUGAUGAUCUUUACAAUAUGAUCUGUGGGUUUGAUCAAUCGAAAAGCUUACAUACAGAUGAUCAAAACAGCAUGGAUUGUGACUUGGAAUUGUCGACUGAUGAAUCUGAUCGGUUUAAACAAUCUUCUGAAACAAAAGCAUCAUUUAUUUGCGUGAAUGGUAUAGUUCUAUAUAGAAAAGGACUUCAUCAUAACUUUGAUAGGAGAAAACGUUCCAUGGUUCAUUGCGAUAUUUGCAUGGAAUGUUGGUCUUCUUUGACAAAAGAAAAGAUACCCAAAUUCUCAGUUGCGAACAAGGUGUGGGUUGGUGAUGUAACACCGGAACUUCAAGGUUUAACAAUUCCCGAACAGAGACUGAUUGCACUUUAUCGCCAUAACAGCUGCAUUGUAAAGCUACAGUCUUCGUUUCAUUCAGCAUCUACCGCACAAUCAGCACUAAAAGGCAAUUGCAUAAGCUUUCCUCAGGAUGUCGUUAACAUUGCAACUACCCUACCACUAGAAUUAAACGAAUUAUGUGAUUCUUUAAAAAUAAUAUUCGUCGGAUCUCAUACUCCAAAUAGAAAUCAAUUAAAAAGAAUUCUAACUGUUCGAAAAACAAAAGUAGCAGCAGCGCUCCAAUGGCUGAAAACUAAUAACUCCUUGUAUAAACACAUUACAAUCAAUAAAUCCGCAAUCGAGAACUUACCAAGUGACGAUGUGCCAGAAUGUUUAUGGACCACGAUGCAAAUUUCAACUGAAGUUCAAACUGCUGGAAACGACAGGGCAGGUUAUGUUCCCGAGACCAAUCCUGAUAAAAAUGACUUGAAUAAUGAUGAAACCAUUCCCCUAAUGACAAGUGGUGUUUUGGAUGUUAACGGUGUCAAUAUUUCCUCUGAUGAUGUAACACAACACAUGCUGGAGCGUGUGAAAGUACAAACAACGGAAGAUCGGCGCGACAGAGAUUUAGAAGCAAACGUUAGAAAAGAUCCUAUUUAUUUAAUUCCUCGCGGCAACAAACCUGCAAAUGAAUAUUACAAUCCAAAUCUGUUGAUGGGUAUCUUUCCUACACUUUUCCCAUAUGGAUGUGGCGCCUUGGAAGACAAUUCAAGACCUGUAAAAAUCAAUUUACGAGAACAUAUAAGACACUUGCUAUCAUUUGAAGAUCGUCGUUUCGAAGAAAAUCAUUCAUUUAUAUUUGUUGUCUUUAACAUUUUACAACGUCGCACAGCAUGCUUUCACGCCCAACUGAUGACAACAAGACCAUACUUUCAAAAAUCCGCCGAACUCAUUGACUCAUUAAGUUCUGAUGAUAUACAAACAGCUCUUGUUAAUAUUUCCAAAGGGAUAUACUCGAAAGUUGUUGAUGAAAGGAUAAAUGCACUAAUGAAGCAUAUCAGGGUUAUUAGUGGUCAUGUUAUGGGAUCUGCUCAUUCUCGAUCAGCUCUUCGUACAAAGAUUCAUGCACUAUGUUUCAAUAUCGGUUUACCGAGUCUGUUCGUUACGAUCAAUCCAGCUGAUAUACACAGUCCAGUAGCUCUUUAUUUCUCAGGCGUUGAUCUGGAUCUUGAUAAUGUUAUACUGAAAAAGAUGGGUACAAGCUAUGAGCGUGCUCAAGUAAUUGCCACUCAUCCUGUUGCCACUGCGAAAUUCUUCAAUUGUUUGGUUAAAAGUAUUUUGAAGUGCCUAGUACUUGGAGGUGUACUUGGUCCCGCCAAGGCGUAUUUCGGUACUGUGGAAAGUCAGGGUAGAGGAUCGCUCCACUUACAUCUUCUUAUCUGGCUCAAUCAUGAAUUUACUCCAGCACAACUAAAAGAGCAGAUUCAACAAGAAGAUUUUCGCACUAGAUUGUUAGAAUACUUGGAAGAUAUUAUAAAAGAAGAUUUAGAUUUGUUUCAAGAAAAAGGUGAUAAUGCAUCAAAUGCUACGGAAAACAUCGAAGCACCACAAAUGGAAUCUGCGAUGAGUGAAACGGUUCCAGCAUGUCAACCGAUACCGAAUCCAUCUGCCGACAACUUUCUAGAAAUGUUUCAUAGAUAUAUUAUACACCUUGUGAAAACGUGCAAUAUUCAUAAACAUACUGCGACAUGUUAUAAGUACUCUAAAGGAAAAGCCAACGAUUGUCUAAUUUGUCGAAUGCGAAUGCCACGCGUUCUGGUGGAAAGUUCUAGUAUUGAUCUUGAAUCUGGUCAAAUUGCUAUGCGUCGUUCUCAUCCAUGGAUCAAUAAUUUUAAUGAAUGGCUGAUUAGUGCUUGCAGAUCCAACAUGGAUAUUAAAUUCAUUUGGAGUGGCAGCGACGCCAAAGCUCUUGUUUAUUAUAUAACUGAUUAUAUUACAAAAUCGAGUCUUGCUUUCCACGAUAUGUUUCUAUUUGCACAACAAGGAAUUAAGUCGAUUGAGCAAUACCGAAUUCCAGACCGAACUGAAAGUGCGGUUGAAAAAUCGCGGAAACUUGUAUUGCGAUGCUACAACAUGAUUGCUUCACACCAAGAAGUUUCAGGUGUUCAAGUAGCAUCAUAUUUGAUGAACUUUGGAGACAAUUACACGACGCAUACGUUCAAGAACCUAUUCUUGUUCUCUAUUGAAAACUAUCUGCAAACAGAAUUAAUCAAAGCAAGACUGGGUGCAAAAGAGCCUGACGAGCGAACUACAGAAGGUACGCUAAGUGAUUUUUAUGAGGAUCACGAAGAAGAUGGGACAAAAAUGAAUGAAGAACAAUUUAUUUUGGAAAAGACAGCGACCAAAAAUGAAAACACAUAUGUGAUGGUAAACACGCGUCUUGACUAUCAAUGCCGAUCCAGAGAUUUAACUACAAUCUGUUUAUAUGAUUUUGUCAGCCAGUUUCAUAAGAAAGUCAUUGACAAAUCCGAUCAACGUGCACUAAAGAAUGCCCAGAGUUCUCAUGGUGAACGUCUGAGCACAGAGGGUACAAGAAUGAAUGAACGUCAUACCUUUGAAAGCACACAUCCUCAAUCAGCAUCACACAUUCUCAUCAGACAUAACAAUCCAGUUGUACCAGUUCUUCUAGGUCCUCAAAUACCACGCCGAGAGCGAGAGGAUACUCGUGAACGAUAUUGUCGCGCAAUAUUAACACUAUUUGUACCAUGGCGAUCAAUAAAUGAUCUUUGCACAGUCACUCAGACAUGGUCCGAAGCGUUUGAGACUCAUCGACAUCUCAUAUCUGACAAGGCACUGAGAAUCAUUGAAAAUAUUCAGUUGCUCCAUGACUGCAAAGGCGAUCGAGACCAACACCUUUUACAAACUAUUGCAGUAGAUGACAGCGAUAGUAAAAUUGAUCCUGUUCUUAUCCCUGAUAAUUUCAGAAAAGACGAAGAUGACGAGGAUGAUGAUCCUGAAGAACUUUUGCAAAUGCUAUCUCUUGUGAAUGAAACUAACAGCAAAGCAUUUGUGAAGUCCUCUAGCUGCGCAGAGCAGCGUUACCUAUGUGAAGCAUUGGAAUCAAUCGAUAGUACAGAUCGAUUUGCCUCAUUAAAGAAUUGCAGAAAUUUAUUGAACAGAAAUGAGUAUCAUUCAUUAGAUGACUCGAAUGCAUUUGUGACGGCUACUUUGGAUCAUGCAAAAAUGGUUAAAGAAUGGAAACGUGACAUUGAAACGAAAAGAGACAAAGCAAGAAAUUAUUUAAUUUCUGGUGAUUACACUGUAGAAACACAAGACGACGAAAUGCAAAUUGAACCAGUCACUGCUCAGAUCCCUACAAGUCCUUUGAAGGAUCAAAUAUCAACAGUUUUACCUGUGAGUACAGUUGAAACUGUUCUAUUGCCAAGCAAACCAGAUAUUAUCAUGAAAUUCACAUUGAAUAAACAGCAAUCAUUCGCAUUCAAGAUUAUUUGUGAUCAUCUCGACGGCGACUAUUCAUCGCGGAACGGUAAAUUUUUGACUACUUUUGAUAAUAUGUUGUCAUCUACAAUAUAUUAG